Messenger RNA from Anopheles merus, 3622 nucleotides. It is a transcript of the gene Jupiter, whose product is annotated as microtubule-associated protein Jupiter. Gene Ontology annotation, cellular component: nucleus. The coding region runs from base 484 to 1611 and encodes 375 amino acids. The transcript has 8 exons. NCBI's taxonomy places the organism in Eukaryota, Metazoa, Arthropoda, Insecta, Diptera, Culicidae. The record is from RefSeq and is a predicted model, not a curated record.
GUUCCCGUCGGUUACAACGCCGGACACGCUCGUCGUUCUCUCUCACUUAAUUUGAAACCGUUCUCGUGCUCGGAGGUGUUUUGUUUACGCUCGUGCUAAAACAUAUUUCUAUUUCGUUACCCGCGUGUGCUUUCCAAACCAGAUUUGCAAAACCACAGCCUCGAUCGAUCGGUGCUAUCCUACAGAAAAAGGAUACCCAGUGCGUAAAGUGUUUUUUUUUUCUCUCUCGUGAAUUUCGUCCCAUCACGCGCGUCGUCCAGUUGUGAAAUCCGUGCGAUCUGUCACGCGCGAGCCGUUAAUUUUGCAACGAUUUGAAACUUACCAAACAAACCAGCCACAUACCACCAUUUGUCUGUCCGCAUUGUAUCGUGUUUGUGCGAUAUAGCGAAACAGAGCCAUCGUUUGAUAGUGUCCGUGUGUGCGCGAUUUCCUUGUUUGUGGUUCCGGUCAAACUCGUCAACGGGCAGUAGCAGCAGCAUCAACAUGACUUCGACAAACUUCACGGUCGGAUUUGGCGAAAACUCCAAGGCUUCUAGCAAAGUUCUGAAACCACCGGGCGGUGGCAGCAGCGAUCUUUUCGGCGCCGACCAACUUGGACCCAACACGCCACGCACCAUGAGCAAGAACCGCAUGCAGUCGAACAUCUUUGCGGCUCCAUCGGACGCCCACAAGAACGUCUUUCGGCAAGGAGCUCACCGAUACUAUUUUCUUGGUUCGGAAACUCCACGCCGUAACGGGCAGGGGCAAGAUUCGCACAACCGUCUGUUCGGCGAAGUCAACCGUCCGUUCACGCCGGCCAAGAACCACAUGAAGAGCAACCUGCCGAUCGGCAACCCGGGCGACAGCACCGACGGUGCCAAGCCGCACCAGAACGGCAAAGCGAACGGAGUGGCCCACCAGAACGGUAACGGCACGGCGAACGGCCAUCACACCAACGGCAACGGACACACCAAUGGCAACGGACACAUCUCGUCGGCUUCCUCGGACAAUGGAUCCAGCCACAUUUUCCUGAGGAGAUUAAGUAAUGAAGAGGAUGCAUCACCGGAUUCGGCCUACUCGUCGUCCCGAUCGCAGCACUUGGCGCACCAUCAGCAGAGCAACGCGCACGCCCAGCCGAUGGCGGCGGGUCCGGGCGGCAUCUGGGCGCCGUUCGAUUCGACGGGCCUGGUGCCGCCCCUGUCGCCCCGACGCCAGAUGCAGUUCUAUGCGAGCGGCGAAGCGCUGAAUCCGACCUAUGCAUCCAACAUUAAUCUCUGCAUCAGUGAUGACAUCAUCAUCAGCGUGACCGAACACAGCGACGAGGCGAUCGUUGCCGCCGGACACGGACCGAACAGCAGCGACGGCAAAGCAUCGCCAAGGUCACCACGCUCGCCACGGUUUGCGCAACGGAACCCAGUUACCGGCAACGGAGUCGAAGAUUACGCCGACAAGCCACGGAAGCUCAGCUCGAGACGUGGAGCAGGAGACGGCAAUCCGGUAACUGGCGAAGGAUACAGCAAAUCGAACGGUGCAGCUGAAAUCAACACUACGGUACCGUCGCUGAACGGUGGUGGCCAUGUUAUCAAUAAGAACCGCAUUCCGCCCGGCGGAUUCUCGUCCGGCCUGUGGUAAACAGAGGGCCACGAACUCUGUCCCCCUUUUUUUGCGGCGGGCGACGACGAACGAACCGGACAGCGUUCUCCCAGGGCGUCAACUGUUGGUAGCGCAGGAAUCACAGAACAGGAAGAAGCACCACGGGGGUUCGUCGCUCGCUUGCCUUUUGAGAAGCAGAAAUCACCAACCACUCCAUCAAAGAUAUUCGUCCUUGUGCAAGCGUGAGCACGAAGGACAAGUUACUCAAAUUUUCACACAACAACCAUCCAGGAGGUAGAGAUUGUGAUCAUAAUAGUACGAAAGCCUGCCCCCUCAUAUACGAAGAGAGCAGAAGAGACGAGAGCAUAUUGGCGGCAAUAUCGAACACACCUUUGUGUGGGUCUAAGAGGAAAUAAAAGGGGGACAAAAAAAGUAUAAAACGUUAUGAUGUAUGGUAUCAAAAGCAUAUAUUUUGUAGGUGAAUCCUGGCCUCAACCAUACACUCCCCACAGCCCGUGUUUCGAUUUGGGACGAAUGCGCAGCAGCACUUUAUACUAUCGAGCAAUUGAAACACAAAGAUUCAGGCAUCAGAAUCUUGAAAUUUGGAAGCUAUUGAACAGAAGAAGCAUUCACGGAAAGUGCGUGCGAACGAAACGAAUGUAGAAAGGGGGCCGGUUUUGUUGUUCUCGAAUCUGCAGACGAAACCCGACAUACAUAAACCGAGAUUUCCAGAUUGACAGAGGAAGAGUGUGAGAGAGAGAGGAAACACUAAUAUCGCACUAUAUUCAUGCAGAAAUCAAUUGUUUGUAUUAAUGAAUCUAUAAUAAUCACGAAAGAGUUGCAGAUGUGCAGAUGCAGAAGGAACAACAACAGCAAGGAAAGGUCUAAAGUAGAUUCGGUUCGUGACGGAACGCGGAAGGGUUAGAGCUGACGAGUGGAGCAGAAGAAAUUAUUAAUGUAACACUCACACACACAUAUGAGCGCGCGCUGCAACACGACAAGAACCAUAUUUAUCAAAACAACGCAAUGUGAGUUUAUAUAGUUACUGUGAAACAACGCCACACACAUUGUGUAAUUAGGAGGAUAGUAUCAAACGUAUAUGAACAAAUCAAAUUCAAUAUUAAAGGAAAUAUUGCAAUAAGAGAGAACGAGAGAGAGAGAGAAAAAUGGCGAUCAAAGGGGGCAUCAAAGAAGAAGUAAUACAUUGUUAGUUGUGUGUGUAUAAAAAGUACUCUCAUCGUGCUAGCGAAUGCAAAUGUUUUCGGUUCCAAAUUGUAGAUUUAUCUUGAAGUUUCUCUCUAAAAAAACAAGAAAAUUCCCAUUGGCCUUACCUUUUUACAUCAUACGGAUGAAACACACGUUUCUUUUCGAACAAAUCCUGUCUGGACCUCAAUCCCCCCCACCCCCCCUUUCCACUGUUCCCGAAAAGCCCUUUUGAUAAGAAUAAUCGUUGCGUGUGUGUGUGUGUGUGGUGCGAGUGCGCUUGUUUUUCCGUUUUGAUUGAUGCAAAUUUUGCCCACGUUUCUGGAAAUGCAUUUUACGCCCAACUCCUCUCCCUAGCUGGAACAACAACUCGGCCGCGAGAGAGAGAGAGAGAGGAGAGCGAGAGAGAGAGAGACGAGAACCGAAACGAGCGGUGGCUGGCUGUGCUUCCUCUCCCCUCCCCCCACGUCUAGGUGUCAUCUAUAUGAUUGUGUAUUUCCUGCUUGCUAUUAUAAUUUUUAUAAAAUUAUCAGCUAAACUGUAAAAGAAAGGGAACUCAGCUUGUUUGUGGUGGGGAGGGAGCGAGCAAUGCGCCAGGGAGCGAAUAUCAGAAAGCGAAUAGAAGCGAGCAAGCAAUCUUGUGUUUUUUUUUUGUGUAAUAACUGUUGUGUCUUUCCAUCUUUUUCCAUGCAAUUUUCUUUCCCUUUCUUAUAAUGUAUUUGGGUGUUGUACGCACGCACAGAUUGAUUGAGCGAACUUCCAACGCGGUAGUGCGCAUUUGAAAACAGUGGUGCAGUGUGUCGCGGGCGUGCGUUGCACCUGCUCGCGCACGAAAGCGAACUCCGCG